Brassica oleracea var. oleracea is the source of this 1526-nucleotide messenger RNA. RefSeq lists its product as uncharacterized. Gene Ontology annotation, biological process: endoplasmic reticulum tubular network organization. Gene Ontology annotation, cellular component: endoplasmic reticulum tubular network. The record is from RefSeq and is a predicted model, not a curated record. NCBI's taxonomy places the organism in Eukaryota, Viridiplantae, Streptophyta, Magnoliopsida, Brassicales, Brassicaceae.
CCCUAUUUUGGUAGAUGGCGUCGUCGGUAGAGAAGGAUCACGAAGGCACGGUGGCUGAUACCGGAGAUCAGAAUGAUUCCGCCGUGGUACCCUCGGAGACUGUCGGCGGAGGGGAGAAGAAGACGACGACGACGGCGAAGGGCAAGGGUCUGUUCUCGCGAAUCUGGAACUGGAUAUUUAGGGUUAAGGGAGACGACUUCGAGAAGAGGCUGAAAGGCAUAUCGAAGGAGGAAGCCACGAUCAGAUCCAGGAUGAAGCGAAGAUCGGUCACCAGGAGGAAGCUCAUUAGGAAUCUAAUCGCUUUCUCCGUCUUCUUUGAGGUGAUUGCUGUGAGCUAUGCGAUUAUGUCAACUAGAGAUGAAGAUUUGGAUUGGAAACUGAGGAGUUUCAGGAUCUUGCCUAUGUUUCUUUUGCCCGCUCUUGCUUUCCUUACCUAUUCUUCUCUCGUUAGCUUCACCAGGAUGUGUGACCGCAGAGAUCAGAACACAUUGGAGAAGCUUCAAGGUGAAAUGCUGGGAAAGAUCGAUGAGUUGAAAGAGAGAACCAAUUACUUCACCACGCUCGAUAUUCUUCGUAGGUUUGACCCUGACCCAGCUGCAAGAGCGGCUGCUGCAACUAUUCUAGCAUCCAAGCUGGGUGCUGAUUCAGGCUUGAAAGUGUAUGUAGGAGAUGAAUCCCACCUUGACCCCGCCACAGGCAAGAGCAAUGACAUGGAGAUCAAACACUCGCAAGGUCUCAGGAAUCGAAAACAGCCAAAUGCAAAACGCAGCGUUGCUGGGACCACUUCAUCAACCCACCAUUCAGAUAAUGAGUCUAACCAUUCUGGAACAAGCGAAGGCACCACAGAGCAAAACCAGCAGAUGGCUUUUGAGCAUUUUAACCCUCAGGGAUAUGCUGCUCAUGAUGGCAGCUGGAUCUCACGUAUAGCCGCUCUCCUCGUGGGUGAAGAUCCAACUCAGUCAUAUGCACUCAUCUGCGGAAACUGCCAUAUGCAUAACGGACUUUGCCGGAAAGAGGACUUCGAGUACACUACUUACUACUGUCCUCAUUGUCGGGCCCUGAACAAGCCGAAGCACUCAGGAGAGCAAUCACUUGUUCCUCCUGCUAACACAGUCUCUCUGAAUCCAAUGGAAAGCGAAGUGAUUAAUAGCAGUAGCUCCACUAGUGAGCGUGGUGAGAGUCCAGUCCCUGCCGAGAUUGUGGGAGAAGCUCCAGAAACGACUGAGCUGAGCUAAUAAAAGUUAUAUUGUGAGGUAAAGAAAAAAGGCUUUCAUAUGUGGUUUGUGGUAGAAAGAGAGUUUGAGAUGAUCGUUUUGGUAAUGCUAAAGUCUUAUACCUGCUUUGCAAUUUUGAUUGUGGAAUGAACGUCUGAACAAAGACAAUCCUAAUAGGUUUUUAUUUCUUUUAUCUUAUUUUUCGUCUUUCCUUGUAAACACAUCGCACCUUGUAUUUUUUUUUAUCUUCUUUACUUUGGUUUGGCUUUUGGCUUGUCUCUAGUUUGAACUCAAGAUAAUGGUUUCGAGAAA